CACUUUCCACAGAGGCGGCAAACAGCAAAGUCCCUGUGUAAAAAGUUGAUAGGUACCACAUUUCUAUUCAUUUUCUGGGUAAACGGCAUUUGUUUUCUUUGGUUCCUGGUAUACCGGAUUUGAUCAAAUGACUUGGGUCCCUCUACACACACUGGUUGCCAGCAUGUGCUGAUCUUGCAGGAAGGUUAAAUCAAAUAUCUAAUACAAGAAGUCUGGUUUUGAAGAGUGACGUCUUCCUUCAUCGGACAGCAAGGAUGCACCACUGAAACCGAAGAUGAACAGCUCCGAAAGCAGCUGCGCCCAAACGGCGGACUUUCAGUUCGUCCUCUUCCCGGUGGUGUACAGCUUCGUGGUGGUGUUUGGACUCCUGGGUAAUGUGUUCGCCCUCUACAUGUUCAUGUGCAAGAUCACGCCACGCACCUCGACCAGCGUGUAUAUCAUCAACCUGGCGCUGGCAGACACGGCUUUUCUGUGCACGCUCCCUUUCCGCAUCCAUUACCACUUAAACCACAAUGACUGGAUUUUCGGGGACCAGGCGUGCCAGAUCACGGGCACUCUGUUCUUCGUCAACAUCUACGUCAGCAUCGCCUUCCUCAGCUGCAUCGCCAUCGACCGCUAUGUGGCCACAGUGCACCCCCAUGCCUACCUGCGACUUCAGCGCAGCCCCUGUACGCAGCUCGUCAGCAUGUCGGUGUGGACCGUCGCCGUGGUCGCCGUCGCCAUCUUCAUCAUAGUCGGCCCUCUGGAGAGCAACCCCACCAGUGACCGGCGGAGCUGCUUCGAGAACUUCUCAGAGAACGAGUGGGAAAAGCGCCUGGCGGCCUACAGCGCCUGCAGCCUGCUGUUUGGCUCACUGAUACCUUUCGUCAUCAUCAUGGUGUGUUACCCCCUGGUGGCUCGUCGCAUCGCACGCAUCAAGACUGGCACCAGCCGCCGGGCGCUGCGUGUCAUCUACGCCAUCCUGGGCAUCACGGUGCUCUGCUUUCUGCCGUACCACAUUGUGUGCCUGCUGCACCUGCUCAUGCGCUGUGGCGUGAUCAAGCACUGCUCGUACGCCUCCGCUAUUUACCGCGCGCGCCGUGUCACCAUAGCGCUCGUCAGCAUCAACAGCUGCCUGGACCCCGUUAUCUAUUACUUCUCCACCAGCUUCUGCAAGCUGAACAGGCCCACAUGGCUGUCACUGGGUAGGCACCAUAGGGUCUACAACAUCAGCAGCAAAAUGUGAAUCUAAUCUACAUCUCGGGAGCUCAAGCCUGUGAGGCCUCCAUGUUCAGCAUGGACAGACCCUCCAUGUGGUCACCAGCAGUGACAAGAGGCCGAAAUAACCUGUGUGCCGGUAAUCAGGUCAUCGGUUCAAACCCAGCCUCAGCACGUCUGUGGGUCCUUGAGCGAGGCCCUUAACCCCCAGCUCCCUGGGGGCCGCUAUGGGUGGCUGCCCUUCACGGACAGCUUGCUCUACAAAGAGCAAGUUGAGGGAGGCGUAAAGAAUUUCCCCAAGGAGGUCAAUAAAGUAUCUUUUAUUAUUAAAUAAUAGUUUGUUGG
Messenger RNA from Paramormyrops kingsleyae, 1542 nucleotides. Its product is annotated as lysophosphatidic acid receptor 6. Gene Ontology annotation, biological process: G protein-coupled receptor signaling pathway. Gene Ontology annotation, cellular component: membrane. Gene Ontology annotation, molecular function: oxysterol binding; G protein-coupled receptor activity. The record is from RefSeq and is a predicted model, not a curated record. Lineage: Eukaryota; Metazoa; Chordata; Actinopteri; Osteoglossiformes; Mormyridae.